Molecule: messenger RNA, 2120 nt
Organism: Nymphalis io (European peacock)
Lineage: Eukaryota; Metazoa; Arthropoda; Insecta; Lepidoptera; Nymphalidae
Product: chymotrypsin-like elastase family member 2A
Exons: 7
Coding region: 183-1499 (438 amino acids)
Biological process (GO): proteolysis
Molecular function (GO): serine-type endopeptidase activity
Source: RefSeq, a predicted model, not a curated record
ACUCGCAUCUUCUCAGAUGAAACUCGUAUUAAGUGAUAUAGUUUAAAUAUUAAAAGCAAAACAUUAAUGCAAUGUGUAUUACAAAGUUACAAAGUGAUUAAAGAUGGAAGAAAUAGUUUAGAAAAACUUAUGAAGUGAUCAAUAUGUUUGGUUAUUUAACAUAAAGUUAUUAAUCGUUGAUAAUGAAACUUAUAUAUAAAACAUUCUUAAUAUUAUUAUCAGUAAUAAUCAAGGUGAACUCAAUCAAAUUCCAUAAGAGUAUAAGACCAGUGUUGCCUGUUCUGCAAGCGUCGCCCUGUCCUCAUAACGGUGAUAUAGUAUCGUCUUUCAAAACUGGAUUAGAAGAUGGUUAUAAUAUAACAAUAAAGAAAUCACUGACUAUAGCCACGGAGUUGCGAAUUACAUUCGAUUCAGAAACUGCAUUGAUACCGGGGACGGGUGCAAUAUAUUCAGGCACAGAGGACAAUGUUUAUAAUAUAUUCAAGCUGUUCAUGAUUGAAAAUAAUGAUAAGUACACAUUUAAUGUAAAAGGACAUCCUGCCCCAUAUUCGCCGCCAUAUUUAACUAGUCUCAAAAUUAAUGGAGAAGAAUAUUGCAAAGAAGCUAAUUUGACAUACUUUGAAGAUCUGCCUGUUGGUGUAACGAAACGGAAAAACGUUCCCGAUCGUUUUUGCGGCAAACGCAAGAUCCUGCACACCGAGCUGAUUGUCAAUGGAGUCAAUACGAAAUCUGGUGACUGGCCUUGGCACGUAGCUAUAUACAGACAAGAGAAAUCUUCACUGAGAUAUGUCUGCGGUGGAACACUUAUAUCUAAGAAUUUUGUUUUAACAGCCGCCCAUUGUACGACUGUCAAUGGAUCACCACUUUUACCUGAUGUUCUGGGUGUAUUUUUAGGAAAAUACCACCUAUUUCAAAGCGAUGCAACGACGCAGGAAAUACAGGUGUUCCAAGUAAUUGUCCACGAUGAAUAUAGCCAUAAGGAUCUUAAAAAUGAUAUAUCAUUAUUAAAACUAAGAGCCGAAGUUGUGUUUAACAAUUACGUACAGCCUGCCUGCUUAUGGUUUGACGAGGCUUAUGACAAACUUACCUCUUAUGAAAUCCUUGGAACGGUGGCUGGGUGGGGAUUCGAUCGAACUGACUCCCUGUCAUCGACUCUCCACGCUGCAAGGAUGCCCUUGAUUCCUAACUAUUCUUGUAUUUUAAGUAAUCCAAUAUUUUAUUCGAAUGCUUUAAGAAACAAUAAGAAAUUCUGUGCUGGAUUUGCUAAUGGAACCUCGGCUUGUAACGGUGAUAGUGGUGGAGGUUUCCUGGUAUUCAUACCUGAUGCAAUUGGUGACAAAGUCGGGAACAAAGUGCCUGGUGCUUGGUACGUCAGAGGAAUUGUCUCAGCGAGUUUAUCAAGAGGAGAUGCCGCUAUAUGUGAUCCAAAUUCAUACGCCAUAUUUACCGACGUAUCCAAGUACUUAACAUGGAUUAAAGAUUAUAUUACAAGUAAUUGAAAAGCAACUGUAGUUAGUUACUUUUUGAAUAAAACUAUUGUGGACUGUAUAACUUGACUUCGACUGUGUCGUAUGAGAUAGAGAGAGAGAGAAAGAGAGGGGAUCAAGAGAUCAAGUGUAGAGGGUACCCUUGUAAAAUUUUUGUUGUCCAACGCAACAAAUAAACAAAUUCACUUUCGCAUUUAUUAUAUUUAUUUAGUAUGCAUAUUAAAAUUUACAACUAAUUAAAAUAUUUAUAGCAAAUUCUUUUUCUUUAAUUUUAUCUUCAUGAUUUCUUGAUCGUGAAAAAUUCUUAAUCAUGAUAUGACGUAACAUUUUGUUUUGAUAUAUGGUUCAAAAUGUACUGUCAACUUUGUAAUGAUGCUCUUUAUAUAGCUAUAGCCAAGCUAAUCAGAAACGUUCCAAGCGUCAGCUACAUACAUUGCUUAAUGAAAUAGUUGUCAGCAUUCUAAAAAACCCUAAUAAGCUUGGCACUAGACUAAUGAAGGAGUUCCCGGCAAACUUAUAUAAGAUAUAAUAUAUCUAUACGAGGGAUGAAAUUCGUGUAAAUCGUAAACCGAUAUAAACUAAUGUGAGAACUUUACUCUUAAUUUAUAUGAUAAUAUAUUAUAAUUAGCCAGA